Sorex araneus (European shrew) is the source of this 2069-nucleotide messenger RNA. It is a transcript of the gene SOST, whose product is annotated as sclerostin. Gene Ontology annotation, biological process: negative regulation of Wnt signaling pathway; ossification; negative regulation of BMP signaling pathway. NCBI's taxonomy places the organism in Eukaryota, Metazoa, Chordata, Mammalia, Eulipotyphla, Soricidae. Gene Ontology annotation, molecular function: BMP binding. The transcript has 2 exons. The record is from RefSeq and is a predicted model, not a curated record. Bases 30 to 671 code for a protein of 213 amino acids.
GCCUGUGGGUGCCCUCCUUCGUGGGCACCAUGCAGCUCUCUCUUGCCCUGUGUCUCGUGUGCCUGCUGCUGCAGGCUGCCUUCCGCGGGGGCGUGGGACAGGGGUGGCGAGCCUUCAAGAAUGAUGCCACGGAAAUCAUCCCCGAGCUGGGCUUAUACCCCGAGCCCCUGCCAGAGCUGGAGAACAACAAGACCAUGAACCGGGCGGAGAACGGGGGGAGGCCACCCCACCACCCCUUCGAGACCAAAGACGCGUCCGAGUACAGCUGCCGCGAGCUGCACUUCACCCGCUACGUGACGGACGGGCCGUGCCGCAGCGCCAAGCCGGUGACCGAGCUGGUGUGCUCGGGCCAGUGCGGGCCGGCGCGCCUGCUGCCCAACGCCAUCGGCCGCGGCAAGUGGUGGCGGCCCAGCGGGCCCGACUUCCGCUGCAUCCCCGACCGCUACCGCGCGCAGCGGGUGCAGCUGCUGUGUCCCGGCGGCGCCGCGGCCCGCGCGCGCAAGGUGCGCCUGGUGGCCUCGUGCAAGUGCAAGCGCCUCACCCGCUCCCACAACCAGUCGGAGCUCAAGGACUUCGGGCCCGACGCCGCGCGGCCGCACAGGGGCCGCAAGCCGCGGCCGCGCGCGCGGGGCGCCAAGGCCAACCGGGCCGAGCUGGACAACGCCUACUAGGACCGCGCCCGGCUCCCGGCCCGGCCCGCGCGCGCGGUUGCAGCGUCUGUGUUUUUCUUUUCAAAUGCACGCCACCACCAGCCCCCGGGGCGGGCGAGGGGUUGAGACCUUCUGAGUUAAGCCCCGCCGAUCCCAGGGGGCUGGCAUAAAACAAAAAAAACCCUAAUAACCCUCUUCCCGCCCACUGAGGGGGUCCACCAGGGCCGGGGAGGGGGCUGGGAGUCACGCGGACACGGAGCCACGCAGUCCCGUCCCCCCCUGGGGCCGCCUCCCUUUGUGGGUCCCCCGCAUCUGACCCACAGCAUCAGAGGAGGCCGCCAAGGAAGCAUUUCCAGGGAGCGCUGGGGAGUGAGAAGCACUGGGGACUGGUUAAGAAGGUUCCAGAAAAUUGCACCCUUCAGCAAGCUUGCUGUGACCUACUGGCGCAGAGAAGGCAGAGCCCGGGUGCAUAGAGAGGAUUUCUGGUCCCAGCUCUGCCACCGACUUGCUGGUACCGACUUUGGACUCUGCUCCUGUCUACACCUCAGUUUCCUCUUCGGAAAAAUGGAAGUGGGGGUGGUAGUCGGCAUCUACAAGGGGAGGAGAGAGAGGUGGAAUCACUGCCCCGCCAGGGUCGCUUUCAAAAUGAGGUUCUGCUCCGCGCUCUCCCACCUCGGACAUCCAAAGGCCAAAAAGGAGCAGGAGAAAAGAAAAGGGGGGGGGAGGUAUUUAUAGCCACCAAAAUUGGGAGGAUUGGGUGGUUUCCCCACCUGUCCUCCCUCCAUCCUCCAUCUCUCCAUUGCCAGCAUCCGGCAGUGGAGAAGGAGGCGGGGAAGCCAUCUCCCCUCCCCUUCCCAAAGAGCAGCCCCCAUCCUGCCCAUUGUCAAGUCUCUGUCCUAGACCACACAAGGGUCUGCAGGCCAGCCCGCCCCUUGCACACAUCCACCUGGAAAGUCAUGCGCGGUGGCGUGUCUGCAGGUCCCUGAUGUUUCUGGGGACCAUGGUGAAGCUGAAUGCCUGAGAAUCUGCAAAGCUGAUAUUCACUGCCUUCCAGACAUCUCUUGGAGAAUCAUUUCCAGACACCUCUUACUCUCUGUGUCAUUUUUCAUUGUCAAUUUUUAUUUUAUUUUUGAAACCAGAAGCACAUGCCUUAGCGAAGCCUACCGGCCUGGCUGUUGUGUUGUUGUGUUUUAUUUUUAUUUUUGCAAUCCUUCGAUGUGUGGGAUUUGCUCACGAGAAUGAAAGUAGUGGUUUCUAAAAAAAAAAAGGGUUAAGUUACAUAUUUAUUUUCUCACUUAAGUUAUUUAUGCAAAACGUUUUUCCUGUAGAGAAGGGCCACGUUCAUUUUGCUUUGUGAAGUACCAGUCUGUUCUGCCGAACCCAGAGGCAUUGUUAAUAAAGACCGUGAAUCACUCUGGC